AUGGGACCGCCUAGCGACGAGGAAAAUGCUAGAGUUGAAAAUAAAAAGCCUAUUCCAUAUAGACGACAUUCAUUGGCUUCCACCACAUCCGUUAGAAGCAUUUUGAAACAAGUUUCCUCUAAUGUUAUUCAUGAUGAUACUAAAGAUGAAAACAAGACAAUUACGGUGAUGCAACAAAGCUUUUUAGAUGGAACAACCAACGCGCUUUCUACUCUUCGUAUGGGCUCCUUUUCUAAGAUGAAGCCUCGUCCUAGCAGGCGUGUAACGUUUGCUCCGGAAGUGACAUUGCACAAAAUAGACUUGAUACCCCAGUAUAUACAACCCGAAAAGGGACCUAGAAGACGAGAGAGCUUUCAAGGGUUUUCUGCUGCGCAGAUUUUACGUGAUGGUCCUUUUCCUGAUGAGGACGAGUUACGGGAGGAUGACGAUGAAGCCAUUGGUAGGGAGAUGUUGAAUGACAGUAGUGAAGAUGAAGCUAGUGCAGCCGAAUCUGAAAACUUGGUUGGUGACUUGCAAGAUCAAGGUAUCACAGGAACACAAGAAGAUGAGCUGAGAGAAAGUGAAUCCUUAUCACCUAUUGUCCCUGAAGAGUUUGAUAGUUUGUUUGAUGAAGCCCCGGAUCAAGCCUUUUCCAUGGAAUUGACCCAGAUUCAGUUGCCAAAACCGUACCAACGUCUGAGUAAUGAUCUUGAGGGUAAACAAGUUUCAAGUUCAGAAUUUCUGGGUGGGGACUUGGAAAAAUCUUCGGUAGAAGUUGUAUCUCAAGCUAACGACAACCAAGUACCCAAGCAAUUACCUCAGACAAUUCUUGACAUUCAGGAGUCUCAGACUGACGAUAUUUUGCCGGUAGAAGUAGGUGACAAUACUUCUCAAGCUGAUUGUCAAAUAAAUCUUGAAGACAAUGUGCCAAUGGAGUUAACUACAACCGUUUCUCAGGUUGACCAGAGCAUAGACAUCGAAGAUGAAGUUCCAAUGGAACUAACCCAAACUGUUUCUCAAACUGAACGGCAAUUCGACAUUCAAAAUGAAGUACCCAUGGAGUUAACGCAGACUGCUUCUCAAGCUGAGCACUAUUUCCACGCUGAAGAUGGUGUCCCUAUGGAAUUGACUCAGACAGUCUCCCAAACACAACAACUUACACACAAAGAACAAGAUAUGGAAGAGAGUUCAAUGAAACUAAACCCUGAUUUUGUUUCUAGAGAUGAUGAACAUUCUAAAACGGAUGCUGAAAUUGAUGGUGAAAACGCCAAAGAACUUGGCCAAACGCAAUCGGCAUACCAACUGCAAAUUCAAGAGGAGUCUCGUAUGACGCAACUGCAACUUGAAGGCCAAUCACAUACUCAUAUUUUUUCUCAACCUGACCAAAGACCACAAUGUGAACUACAGUCGACAACCCAAGAUAGUUUUCGGACAGGGACCGAAUUUGAUAACGGAGAAGUGCAAACGAAGGAAACGAUCACUUUAGAGCUCGCAGAUAAUGAGCUUCAAACAGAUCCAGGUACACUUCGAGCUGAACCAAACAUAGCCGUAGAGUUAAGCAAUCAUAAUUUUCAAGCUGAAACCGAACCACAACACUCUAAGGAGCAACUGCCUACAGGAAACAUUCAAACGCUGCCAGGAUUACAAUCUGCACAGGAUGUACCUGGAAUUCUUUCUUCUGCAUCGCCCCAAAUAUGCAAAGACGUUCAAGAUGAUGACUGUCCAGUCUUAACGGAGAAUGAACAAAUCAAAACUCAGUUUGAAAAUGAUACAAUGCCAGAAGAUGAAAUAAUACCCAUGGAAGUAACACAGUAUAUUAGCCAAGAGAGUACUGAUUUGAAACUGCAAAGAGGCGAGUUAGCUGCAGAUGUAGAAACGGCUCAACAGGACCAAGCAUUGCAAUCUAAAGAUGGGCAGAUGCUAAUGGUGCCAACCCAAGUUGCUCCUCAAACAGUAGCAGAAGGACAGAUUUGUAUGGAAAAUUUGAAUUCGAUUUCUCAGCCUAUUGAAGAAACAGAAUCUGGAGAGAAUCUGCAACCCAUGGAGAUCACUGAACAGGUAUUUACUAGUAUUUUGAGUGCUCCUGUGGAACUCGCUCAUGGAUUGCUACCCGAGGAAAAUGAACCAUUAAAUGAUUCUAUUCGACAGGCAUCAAUUGAAGGUGAUACAGUUCCUAGGGAAAUCAGUGAAAAAUCUUUUACAGAGCACUCUAAAAAUGCACCUCUGCGGCAGAAGGAUGCUGACUUUAAUCAUAUCUCUGAUCAACCACUUGAGUUGCGAGCCGAUCAAGAACGUAGUUCAAGACCCAGUUCCAAAACCAAGAAAGGAAGCAGAAUAAAACCUGUUUGCGUUCAAGAACUGGAGGAUGAGGAUCAAGAAUUUGCAGCCAGUACUGAAACUCCUCGUCCCUCUUCCUCUAGAGACUCAUGUACCGCUCCAGUUAUGUCGCACUCUCCAAAAAAAGCCCCUUCCUCUUCCUCAAAGAUUAGAACGACCAGUAAUGGCUCCCCUGUUUCAGAGAAAAAAGGUCACAAAAGAAGAAAACUAAACAAUGACUCCCCAUUGAUGGAUCAAAGGUUGCCAAUCAUUGAAAAAAUAACUUUGGUAGAGCCCCAAACCUCAACUGCUUUAGCCAUUAACUCAAGUAAUUGUAAACGUACCCCCUCUCCAACGGUUGACAACUAUCCAAAAAGACGUGCUUCUUUGAGUGGACCAUUGACCCCUCAGAAAGAAUCACCUCUGAGCCUUCAGGAAAAGAUACUUUCCCUGACACCUAGGAACAGAAAACACAAGAAGAGGUUUUCUUUGGACAUAUCGAGACUAGAGAAGCAAGUUCAAGCGAAAGAUUCCCCUCAGCAUCUUCAAGAUCCCUUCAAGCUUGGAUCUCCAAUGCAAUUCAAAUGUCAAACUGCGACUAGUAUCGUACCGUUGGCUGAAACUUCAUUUUUGGAUGACAGUGAACAAGCUCUACUGAACUCUCAGGAUGAUUACAUAAAUGUUUCAUUAUCAGAGUUCUUAUCAAGCAUAAAUGUUACAUUUUAUGAUGACCUGGAUGUUGAUUGUGUACCAUACAAGAAUGGAAAAACGUUUGAUACGAAGCCAUCAUUGCAAGACUUCCUUUAUGCUUUCAAUAGAUUGAAUUUCUUACAGUUACUGGAAUUCAGCUGUAAAGAGCUCAGUUCGAACAUUGACGAGGGAAAGAUAAUUUUCAGCAACUUGGAAGCUGAGAUUUUAGAUGAUAACCCUCCUCUUAUCAGAGAAUAUAUGGAAUUGCAACACAACUCACAGCUGAAAAAGGAAAUGCAGCGAGAUUUUCAUCUUGUUAAGAACUAUUCAAGGCAGCAAGCCAGGGGAAUUUGGUAUAACUGGAGACUUCAAUUGCUAAAGGGUAUUGAAGAAUCUGUAACCAAGAAGGUUCAAACAUCAAGAGAAGCGAAUCUCCAACUAAAAAAACAGCUAGAACAACUCACUAUGGAAUAUGAUGAACAAUAUAAAAAUCGUUUUGUUGUAUUAAAGGACAAGUUAACUCAUUUGAGAAGGUGCAAACAGCUUUCUGAGGCAGUUGACAAGACGGAGUUAGAAAACUUUAGAAAGUUGUUUGAUGAAGUUCACAAUGAAAUUGAAGUAAAACAACAAGAAAUCAAAAGUUUGCAAUCUCAAUUGGACUCCUUGAAUAAAGAUAUUGCUUUGUUGAAUGAGAAUGUACUUAAAGCCAAUAAAGUUCUAGAAAAUAAAAAAGAUAUAAAGGAGCAGCAAUUAGACAAGAGUAUGGACAGGCUCAAGAAGAUAUGCGAUGGGCUCGAUAUCAGAUUUAUCGAACUGGAUCAAAAAAGUUGGGAGUUGAAAUUUGAGAUGUACCAAGCGAUUAAUGUAAGCUACUCAUUGCACCAAAACCGCAGUGUCGCGGUGAGUUGGUUAUUAGGGAAGAAGUCUCUUUUAGCGCCUUCAUUGGUAGAAAGUUAUCUUACAGGUUUGAAGUUCCUGAGCCUUUCUGAAAAGUGUAGAAGGAUCGUCAAUAUUGAUAAAGUGUUGACUAAGCUUGAUCUGAGAUUUCUAAUCAGAAGAGGCAAAGACGACAUUCUUACAAUGACAAGCAUUGAACUGAUUGAAAAUUGUAAAGUCAGCUUCGAAAUCAACGUUAGAAAGUGGAUAAUGAAGGAAAACUUUUUAAAGAUAUCCACAAGAUACUACGAAAAUGAAGAAAGGGCUCAAAAUAAAGAGGAUGCCGAAUUACUGGAAAAAUUCAACCAGCAAACAUUUCAGAUUUGUUAA
Molecule: messenger RNA, 4251 nt
Organism: Komagataella phaffii GS115
Lineage: Eukaryota; Fungi; Ascomycota; Pichiomycetes; Pichiales; Pichiaceae
Product: Protein required for accurate chromosome segregation
Exons: 1
Coding region: 1-4251 (1416 amino acids)
Biological process (GO): protein localization to kinetochore; mitotic sister chromatid biorientation; mitotic spindle assembly checkpoint signaling
Source: RefSeq, a predicted model, not a curated record